UAAGGGAUGCAGCUAAACGUUAAUCAUUCAGUUGACGAAGUGGUCUCGAGGUAACGCAGAUAAAUCAUCUUCAAUGUCUAUGUCAGGCAGCACCAGCAUGGUGAAGAAUCGUCGUUUUGAAGAUGAAGGCAAUGGACUUGGACUUGGAGUACGUCACUUACAGAUGUUUCUACUAUUCAUCGGCCUAUCAGUUGGCUUUGCCAUGCGAGUUAAUCUAUCCGUGGCUGUUGUGGCAAUGACAGAUACCUCAAUAAAUCCGGACUUUCCUGAAUAUCCAUUGUCUGAGAAAACUAAGUCAUGGGUGCUAAGCAGUUUCUUUUGGGGCUAUGUGGUCACCCAAGUGCCCGGUGGUUCCUUGGCCCGCAGAUUUGGUGGCAAGGUAACGCUCCUGACUGGCGCCACCAUCUGCUCCUUGCUGAAUUUCCUAACACCUCUAUGCGUCGGCUUGGGUGGCUGGUCGCUGCUCUGCGUACUGCGAUUUUUUGAAGGCUUAUGUCAGGGCGUGUUUUUCCCAUCGUGCCAUACGAUCAUCUCAGCUUGGAUACCGCCCAAGGAGGUGGCAACUUUGGCCACUUGUGCAUAUAGUGGCGUUCAGUUUGGUACAAUCAUUAUGCUGUCCGUGAGUGGUUUGCUUGCCUCCUCGGCUGGUGGCUGGCCAAGCAUCUUUUAUGCAUCUGGAGCCUGUGGCAUCCUGUGGGCGGUGCUCUACUACAUAUGGGGUGCCAGUUCGCCAAACGACUCCAAAAGAAUCUCGGCAGAGGAAUUCAAGUUGAUUGAGUUGUCGAAGGCAAGCGAGAAAAUUAACAAAUCACAACUGCCACAAAAUCGACAACCUACGCCUUGGCUGAGCUUCCUUACCUCGCCACCCUAUCUGGCACUCACCGCCGUGCAUUGUGCCACCGCCUGGGGAUUCUAUACACUUCUAACGCAAAUUCCCAGCUACAUGAACAACAUCCUUGGAAAGGAUAUCAAAUCAAAUGCCUUGCUCUCCUCACUGCCUUACAUCGCUAAUCUGGGGCUCGGCUUUGUCUUCAUCUGGAUGUCCAAAUUGAUGGACAAGUACACGUCGCUUUCUCUCGGUUUCAGUCGCAAGUUCUUCAAUUCGAUUGGGCAUUAUAUUCCCAUGUGCCUGCUGGUCGCCCUGGGCUAUGUGCCAAAGGAACACGACACUCUGGCCGUUGUGCUACUCACCUUAACAGUGGGCCUCAAUUCUGCCAUCCACCUCGGCUUUCAAGUGAACCACAUCGAUCUGUCGCCCAACUACGCGGGCACGCUGAUGGGCAUCAGCAACGCCUUGGCCAGCAUUAUGAGCCUCAGUGCACCACUCCUAGUGGGCGUCAUUGUAACCGAUAAGCACAAUGUGGAACAGUGGCGCAUUGUCUUCUUUGUCGCCGCCGCCAUUUAUCUGGUGGGCAAUGGUCUUUUCAUACUCUUCGGGCGUGCGGAUGUCCAGGAGUGGAACGAUCCACCAGUUAAGGAGCGUCACACAGCCGUACCUCAGAUGGAAUCACAAAGAUCUGAGUGCUGUGAUAAAUGAAGGUGCUUGAUGAAACGAUAGACUCCAAUCACUUGGCUGUCAAGUGGGGAAAGUGGUGGCUUCCGACUGUCAUCUCUUAUUGGAUUAUAAGUGACACAAUUGCUCUUAAACGUGUGAAACAUCUUAAGCCCACAAUUUAUGGAGUAUAAUCAGUCGCUGCCCGAGCAAUUGUUGUACAUAUAUAUACAUAAAGAUUGAUUGCCGCUUAAUAAAUAAACUAUAUGUAGCAUUAGGAAAAACUGAAUGUUUUGAAAAGAAAAAUAAUUAUUAAUUGACCGAAUUAAACCAAGAAUAAGUGUACUCACCAGCACAUUACACUGAUUCCGUGAAA
Drosophila grimshawi is the source of this 1868-nucleotide messenger RNA. Its product is annotated as putative inorganic phosphate cotransporter. The record is from RefSeq and is a predicted model, not a curated record. Gene Ontology annotation, biological process: transmembrane transport; monoatomic anion transport. The transcript has 4 exons. Bases 74 to 1537 code for a protein of 487 amino acids. Gene Ontology annotation, molecular function: transmembrane transporter activity. Lineage: Eukaryota; Metazoa; Arthropoda; Insecta; Diptera; Drosophilidae. Gene Ontology annotation, cellular component: plasma membrane.